Molecule: messenger RNA, 1134 nt
Organism: Daphnia magna
Lineage: Eukaryota; Metazoa; Arthropoda; Branchiopoda; Diplostraca; Daphniidae
Exons: 3
Coding region: 408-1037 (209 amino acids)
Source: RefSeq, a predicted model, not a curated record
CAGAAAAUCCAUUGGUGUAGUCAUGUGGAAGAAGAGUUCUCCGUAACUAUUCUACAUUUUCAACUGAAUUGCAUCAGAUUUGAUCGUGGUACUAAUACUUUUAUUAUAAUUCAAAAGUAGUUGUUUAAUCUAUUUAAGGGAAAAGAAGCUUUUGCAUCAUUGUUUGAUGUUCUGAAGAGGGGGGAACCAGUAGGAAGUUUUAUCGCUCUAAUUUCUCAGGGUUAAAGUUGAUGCAAGAAAUUGAAAAUGAAAACAGAUCGAUGUGAAUUGGCCAUAUUACCAGUCAAAUUUAGAAAAAAUCCGGAAGUAAUUGUGGAUCAACAUUGACGUCUAUUGAAACCUGUAGAAUGACAUUUACUCAUCAGUACUUCAUUUAUCUUCAAACAACUGAUCACUAGAACUGAAAUAUGACUGAAGUAGAAAAAGAGCCAGAGCCAAAUAAUGAGAUGAAAUUGGUGGAAAGUUUUUCUCUUUUACCUCUUGCUUUACUGGAAUAUAGGUCUAACUAUACUGAAAUUGAUGCAAUAAGUAAUGCUGAUGGCUGUUCAUCUAUAUGUCAUUGCUUGGUAAACAAAAUCUGCAGCCAUUUGUACCAAUCUCAUGGAAAAAUUUGGCCUGUUGCAGUGAAUGAAAAACUGGUUUCUUCUAUUCACCAAAUACAAACUAAUAAUCCAUCAGCUGUGCAGGCUAGGAAUGUAACUAUGGAAAUAGAAAAGGAUGUAUCUUCAAUGGUUUCUACAACAUUAUUAAACCCAGAUAAAACACCAUCACAAUGUGAGAAACCAAGUAAAUCCAAACUUUGUCCAAGGGUAUUAUAUUUCAAUAGAGACACCCACACUAGGAGUAGAACAAAAUCUGACAUUAUUCCUGUUAUAGAGCCUACUGAUUGUUGCAUUCGUUGUAGACAAGAAUUGAAUCCUAAAAGCAUAAAAACGGCUGUUUUUUGUUUGAAAACUGGAAAUGUUUUGAUCACCUGUUGUUAUUGUUCUGCCAUUAUGAGUAUUAAAGGCGCUCUUAAACUUCCCAAGUAUAUAUAGCGUGCAUGGAAACCCCUAUUUUUUAUUCUUUUAUUUAAAUCCAUUUUCUUCCCAUUUUUCUACUGUUUGGAAUUAAAAUGAUCCAGAAUGAAUCAAA